AUGAAAAAAAAUUCAAUAUUUUUUAUUAUAUUUGUAUUAUAUUGGGGAAAUACUCAGGCCUACAUUUAUUUCUGGAGAUCAGACUAUGAUGUAAAUGUAUCAUUUAUUCACUCAAGGACAAAUGCAUGGGAUAUUGUUUACAAUAACUACGAAACAUUCAGUACAAUGUCUACAAAUACACUAUCUAGAUUAGGAACAUCUCCAUCUACUGUAGGAAGUUCGCUACUGUACCCAAAAAAAGUGAGGCCUGUAGGAACAUUUCCACUGCAAAUCAGUCAAACAAUGCUUAUUCUAUUAACUAUAUCUGUAAUUUUGAGUAUCAUAGUUGGAAUUAUGUGCUGCUACUAUUUAGUAUCUCAAAAGGAUGAUUUUUCAAAAGUGCCAAAUGGAUAUCUCAAAUUUGUAGGUGAAAACCGUCCAAACUCGUUUGAAAAUGUGUACAAACAAGAUGCUAAUAUGAGACACUACUUACUGGGGAACACUAGUAUAUAG
Cryptosporidium muris RN66 is the source of this 492-nucleotide messenger RNA. RefSeq lists its product as uncharacterized. The transcript has a single exon. Lineage: Eukaryota; Apicomplexa; Conoidasida; Eucoccidiorida; Cryptosporidiidae. The coding region runs from base 1 to 492 and encodes 163 amino acids. The record is from RefSeq and is a predicted model, not a curated record.